Messenger RNA from Musa acuminata subsp. malaccensis (wild Malaysian banana), 1382 nucleotides. RefSeq names its product peroxidase 31-like. NCBI's taxonomy places the organism in Eukaryota, Viridiplantae, Streptophyta, Magnoliopsida, Zingiberales, Musaceae. The record is from RefSeq and is a predicted model, not a curated record. Gene Ontology annotation, molecular function: peroxidase activity; heme binding. Gene Ontology annotation, biological process: hydrogen peroxide catabolic process; response to oxidative stress.
CCUCUCUCUCUCUCUCCCCCGGAAGCUGGUUCGUUUUGCAGCAGGUGUGGGUUGCUGAGAAGUGACGCAGAUUUGCAGAGGAUGGCGAGCCAUCUCCUCCGCCAGCCUCGUUGGGUGCUGGUUGCAGUGGCGCCUGCCUUGUUGUUUUUGUCGUUGGUUGUGCCCUUUUCGGCGGCGAAGCUGACCACUGGGUACUACCGGAAGUCCUGCCCCAGGGUGGAGCAGAUCGUGUCGGACGUGGUGACCAACAAGCAGAUCAGCAGCCCCACCACGGCCGCUGGCGCGCUUCGGCUCUUCUUCCAUGACUGCUUCGUGGGCGGCUGCGACGCAUCCGUGCUCGUCUCCACCAAUGCUUUCAACCGCGCGGAGCGGGACGCGGACAUCAACCUGUCGCUCCCGGGGGACGCCUUCGACGCCGUGGUCCGCGCGAAGACGGCCCUGGAGCUGCAGUGCCCCGGCACCGUCUCCUGCGCCGACAUCCUAGCGCUGGCCACCCGCGACCUGGUGUCCAUGCUCGGCGGGCCCUUCUACGCCGUGCCGCUGGGCCGCAAGGACGGCCUCGCCUCCCACGCCGCCUCCGUCGAGGGCAACCUCCCCCGUCCUAACAUGACCAUGGACGCCAUGAUCGCCCUCUUCGCCGCAAAGGGCUUCACCGAGCAGGAGAUGGUCGCCCUCGCCGGCGCCCACACGGUGGGCUUCUCCCACUGCAAGGAGUUCGCGGCGCGGAUCUUCCGGUACAAGGCCGGCGAGCCGAGCGCGUUCGACCCGUCCAUGGACCCGCGCUUCGCGCAGGCGCUGCAGAAGGCCUGCUCCAAGUACCUCGAGGACGACACCAUCGCCACCUUCAAUGACGUCAUGACGCCGGGGAAGUUCGACAACAUGUACUACCUGAACCUGAAGAGGGGGCUGGGGCUGCUGGCCUCCGACCACGCGCUGGUGGCGGACCGGAGGACGAAGCCCCUGGUCGACCUCUACGCCGCGAACCAGUCGGCCUUCUUCCGGGACUUCAGCCGCGCGAUGCUGAAGCUCGGCCUGGUCGGGGUGAAGACCGGAAGGAAAGGGGAGGUCCGCCGGAGGUGCCGCGACUUCAACAACCUCUCCACCUGAACCAAGAUUUCCACAACGAGAUUGCUGUUGCCAUAGCUUCCACUAUUAUCUGUCUCAAACAGUGGGUAGAGUUAGAUUGGUCAGGAAAGCAGGGGAGGGGAUCCAACCGAGGCUUCUCCUUCAUGCUUUCUCUAUAGAUCGAUCACUUGAUACAUAUAAGCCGAGGAGGGGUUUGCAUUUCGUUGAUUUGGAGCUCUCCUCGAUCGGAUUUGCCCGUUUUUCCUAUGUAGCGGUGAUUUGAUAGCAGCUGAACGAAACUUGGCCCUUUUUUCUUA